Messenger RNA from Pelobates cultripes (western spadefoot toad), 11982 nucleotides. Lineage: Eukaryota; Metazoa; Chordata; Amphibia; Anura; Pelobatidae. The record is from the annotation of a GenBank genome assembly.
CACGGCUCGCCGCUAAUUGGCCGCUUUUGAAUAUCCACCGUGGCCGUGAUUGGCCGGGGCCUGGACGCUUUGCGCGGUUGGUUUGAAAUCGCUUCAUUCGCAAGCAGCUCAUCCAGCAGAAGGAAGCCUCGCUCUGCGCUGUGGUAAGCACGCUGGGCCCGUCUGCUAGCUGGGUUAAUGCCCUGUUUCUAUCACUAGCCACCCAGUUACCAUGGAGUCCUGUCUGCAAGUGAUCUAUAGCCCAUAAAUUCUAUGUGUGUGUUAUAUAUAAUGUCUGAUUCAGGGUUCUGCAAACUAUACAUGUUGCUGAACUACAACUCCCAUCAUCCUCUGGCUAUCUGUCUCCUUCAAAGGAUCAUGGGAGUUGUCGUUCAGCAACAUCUGGAGGCCCUGAGUUUGCCUGGUAGGAGGCCAUCACACAGAGAUAGGACUGUCCCUGUGUGUCUGAGUGGAUUGUAGGACUCCAGCAUGGUAUUCAUAGGCCAGUGUCCCUGUGAGAAAAGGUCAUGUCUUCAUAUAGGCUUAUUAGGAUGGACAGGAAGAAGGCUUCUUCCCUGCUAUUGUGGCAUCAUAAGGGUCUAGCUCAGGCUUCCCCCAAACUCUGGCCCUCCAGAUGUUGUUGAACUACAACUCCCAUGAUUCUCAGCCUAUCUAUUUUAUUCAUAGAAUCAUGGGAGUUGUAGUUCUGCAACAUGUGGAGGGCUGGAGUUUGGGGAAGCCUGGUCUAGCUGAAGAUAUUCUUCCAGGGUUAUUCACUAAGGUUUAGAGUUAAAGGUGACUCAGAUUUAAAGUCAAAAUAGCCAGGCUGGAAAUGAUCAAGUCAGGCAUAUUUUUCUUCUUGGCUAUUCCUGGCUUUAAAUGUUGAAAUUCACUUUGUAUUCUCACUGCGAUGGGUAGUGCCUGACCUUAGAUGUUCCUGAGCUGAAUUUCAUUGGAUGCUGCCUGCGCAUCAUUAGAAGUGUAGUUCAUUAAAUUAGUCGGUCAGAAGCCAGCCUGAAUUACUACAGCUCUGCCUUGUGGCCAACUAUAGUGGGAUGACAGAUCCUUACUUACAAAGAUUGCUGUAUGGUAUGUGAGUUUAUCUGUAAACUGUGUGCAGGAUAUUUUAUCCUACUUGUUUACUGGGUGAUUCUUCCCUUACAAAUACUAUAGCAAUAUAUUGCCAUAUGGACCAUGUCUCCAAAGUGACAUGAUAUACAUUCUUCCCAUAUAUGAUUUUUUUUUUUUUUUUUCUCAUUGUAAUGUCCUCAAUAUACUGUUAAGAUCUUGAUGGUGAUAAGCACUGAUUGUACCUUGGUUCAAUUUAUGCAUGUAACAUAUAGUAUAUGUAAAUAUUACACUUGGAGGUCACUAGAUGUAACUGAUGUAUAUUUUCUUUUUGUAGGAAUAUUUCAAAAGAUCCACAGCCAUGGAUGAGUAUGCAAAAAUCGAAAAAAUUGGAGAGGGUAAGUGUCUUUAGGAGAGGUAAAUGGUCCUGUUGAGGACUGGUUUAUGUAAACACAGCUAGGGAAGUCAUAAUGCAUGGAAUGCGGCUGUUUUAACUUCACUGCACUAGAAAAUCUCUGUACCUGGCCGUGCACUGCGAUUUUUGAUCUCCCAUGACAGUGAUGUCAAUUGAUGUCUGAAUGAAGCCUUAAAUGAUCACUAUACUCUUCCAGACCUCUUCCACUCAAUGAAGCUCCCCAUUUGUUUUAACCCUGCUAUGUAUAACAUUGCAAGGUUAAAGCAGAUAUGUCAACGGACAGAUCUGCGGGGUGCAUGGGGAGUUUUACUUACCUUUGACUACCUCGCAGUCGCCACCUUCACGAUGCAGGUCCUCUUCCGCUCCUGGCACUUCAGCUGGUAUUUGCGAGCCUGUUCCUUCUGAGGCUUAGUGAUGCCGGAUCCGGAAUAUGCCGUCAUUCCGGCCCCAGCAACACUAAGCAGCGCAUGAGCGGGCAAGGCAAUCGCCAUUCCCUUGUUAUCGACCUACACAAUGCGUAUGGCUGGCUGGCCGGCCGCCCGCCUUCAUUGGAGCUCAAGUAAAAUGAUCCACUCGAGCUCUCCCAAAGGUAGGUAUGCUUGGUGGAAAAGAAUUGCAUUAAAUCAAAUAAGUGUGUGAGUGUGCGUUUGUGCAUAAUUCAAUGCUUUCUUAUGGGCUAGUCCUAAUGCACUUGCACGCAUAUAUAUUUGUUCCCCCUGCUGGCUGGUAGAUCGGAACGUGACUCGUGCAGAGGGACAUUGGCACUGCAAUCAGGAGAGUGAAGUCAUGCUGGACAUCCAUAAGAAAGCACUGAGUAAUGCUUUCCUAUGGGCAGUUUGAAUGUGCAUGCGCAUUCAGAGCUGACGUCGGCAGGGGGAGGAAAGGUCACUAGUGCUGAGGGAGCGCGGCGCUGGAUUAAGGUAAGUGGCUGAAGGGGUUUUAACCCCUUCAGCCCAGCGGGAGGGGGAGGGGACUUUAUUACCCUAUAGUGCCAGGAAAACAAGUUUGUUUUCCUGGCAUUAUAGUGUUUAAAUUUGACAUUUACUUUGUUUGAACUCCCAACACUUCAGUGAAUAACACUGAUGUAAUGCCAUUCCUUUUGGCGGUUGAUUUGCAUAAAAUUUUAUUUACUGUAUUUUUGUCUUCCCAACCUUGUUUAGGCACCUACGGAGUUGUCUAUAAGGGUCGGCAUAAGGCUACAGGGCAGGUUGUUGCCAUGAAGAAAAUUCGGCUGGAAAAUGAGGAGGAAGGCGUUCCCAGUACAGCAAUCCGAGAAAUCUCCCUACUUAAAGAACUGCAGCAUCCUAAUAUAGUGUGGUAUGUAUUGUUUUCUGCUUGUAUGAUUUUAAAUGAGGUUGUUGUGCCUUGCUUGUAAUGUAGCAAACUACAGCAAACAAAUAUGACAGGGAUUUUAUUUAUCAUUAAUUUUCCUUUAACCCCUUAAGGACACAUGACAUGUGUGACAUGUCAUGAUUCCCUUUUAUUCCAGAAGUUUGGUCCUUAAGGGGUUAAAAGCCAGUUUAAAUGUUGUUGAAACUAAGGUUUGAUCUUGAAUUCUGAAUACUCUGUAUUCAUCAAUGCAAGAGGGCGAGCAGCCAUUUGAAUGCUAAACAGGUACUACUCUGGGGCAGAUUGCUAGAUAUUUAGUGUUUGGGUUUUUUGUCCCUCGAUUUAAUAUGGAGCGUAGUAUUAAUAAAUGUGUAUUUCUGAAACGCGGUACUAGGUUUUCUAUAUAAGUCUCAUUAAGUUUUUUUUGUAACACUUUCAUGAGCACUGAAAAUUUGAAUACUUUGACUUUCUUCUUGGAAAAGUUUGUGCCUAAAGUAGAUCAGAUACUGCGUGUCACUUCAGACAGUCUACCUUGAUCAGUGUACUUGGCUAAAGUAUUUUCCUUCUGUAUCCCCUUGAAGCCUUUUGUAACUGAGAGCACAUUUUAUGUAGGUGCUGUGAAUAUCAUAGCCCAUAGAAUCUUCUUCCCUAAAAUGUGUUGUGUAAUAUUAUGCUUAUUUGCUGUUCUUGUGAACACUGACCAGAAAGGACAAUUCCCUAUUUACCUUAAAGUGUUUUGUUUUGGUUUUUUCCCUUCUCCCCUCUCUUCACAAUCCUUUUUUAUCUGCUUUCUUGCACCCACUUAUCUGCCACAAACACUCACACUGUCUUUAAUAAAAUAUUGAUCCUUUAACACCAAUAGGCUGUGCAUGUGUGUACCCUUUACUCAUGUAUGGACAUUCCUUGUGGUUACCAAAUUGGUAUUCAUGUGCAUUUGUGGUGGCAAAUAUCUUGUAGGUUUUAAACUUGGCCCAUUUUACAGGUUAUUCCAUAAAACGAGAAUUUAAUGUGAAUUUCAAAUUUAUGCCAGAAUAGUUCAUUUGGAAAAAUUCUCUAAGAUGUGGUCUGUUUCCAGUUUGGCUACUUCAACCUAAAAUAUUGAAUUCUCAAUUAAAGGAACACUAUAGUCACCUAAAUAACUUUAGCUAAACAAAGCUGUUUUAGUGUAUAGAUCAUUCCUGUGCAAUUUCACUGCUCAUUUCACUGUCAUUUAGGAGUUAAAUCACUUUGUUUCUGUUUAUGCAGCCAUAGCCACACCUCCCCUGGCUAUGAUUGACAGAGCCUGCAUGAAAAAAAAACUGGUUUCACUUUCAAACAGAUGUAAUUUACCUUAAAUAAUUGUAUCUCAAUCUCUAAAUUGAACUUUAAUCACAUACAGGAGGCUCUUGCAGGGUCUAGCAAGCUAUUAACAUAGCAGGGGAUAAGAAAAUCUUAAUUAAACAGAACUUGCAAUAAAGAAAGCCUAAAUAGGGCUCUCUUUACAGGAAGUGUUUUUGGAAGGCUGUGCAAAUCACAUGCAGGGAGGUGUGACUAGGGUUCAUAAACAAAGGGAUUUAACUCCUAAAUGGCAGAGGAUUGAGCAGUGAGGCUGCAGGGGCAUGUUCUAUACACCAAAACUGCUUCAUUAAGCUAAAAUUGUUCAGGUGACUAUAGUGUCCCUUUAAAUGCAUAACCCUGUUGGUAUGUCUUCUGAUGAGGCUUUAAAGAUGUUAAAAAAAAAAAUAAAAUAAAAAAAAAAUCCAUCCUGCUAUAUUUGUCUUACAAUGAAAAUUGAUUCAAACUGUUUUUGAUGUGAGCAUUUUCAAUUUGUUCCUUUUUCCAGCUUACUUGAUGUCCUAAUGCAAGAUUCUCGACUGUAUCUUAUUUUUGAAUUUCUUUCCAUGGACUUGAAGAAAUAUUUAGAUUCCAUCCCCAGUGGCCAAUUUAUAGAUGCAAUGCUUGUUAAGGUAAAUCUGAUUUUUAUAUUUGAAAGCUAUUUCUUUAUCUGUUGCUUUCCUAAAUAAGUCUAUAUAUUUGUACAUGCUUAUUUUUAGAUUUGAACUUAAUGCCAAGAGACCUUUUUUUAUUUUGUAACAUGCUUCAAAGUCCGUUGUAAACUCCAAACAUUCACUCCUUUUUUUUUAAAUGACCAGAUUAUAACUUGACACCUAGGCUGUUUCACCCGUAGUCAGCUCAGCUUGGUAAGAAAGUGUAAAUCCUUUCAAGCAAUCCUUUUCACACAUUAUUGGUGCUAAGUGGGAAAAACAAUUCAUAGAGGAAACUAGAAGUCUUUCUCGGAGGAGAAUGUAUUAUUCCUGGCCACUUUAAAGUCCUCUAGGUGUUAAAGUGUAGCUGCAGUCUCUUGAACCUUCAGGAAACUUUAAACCCAUCUCUCUUCAAAGUAAAUGGGAGAGGGGUGGAGAGAUGGACUUAUUGUAAAUUAUGUACUUGGCUAAAAAAGUUGUAGCCCCAGCACAUGUCUUGGGCAGAUCUGAACUGUUCUGGCUGCCUAAUGUCAAUUCUGUACAUAUUUUACUUGUAUCGUCCUUGCACACCACUUGCUGCUGACAGAUGCCAGCACUUUAAAAAAAAAAAAAUAUAUAUAUAUAUAUAUUUUUUUUUUUUUUUUUUAUAUAUAAAUCCCCCUGCCCUUCCACCUCCAUUUACUCCCUCUUGUCCCCUUUGGAUGAUUACACCGGCUCAGAGCACAUGCGCACUCUGAGCUACAUUUAAAUUGCUCUGAGUGUUUGGUGGGGGAUGGGGUGGACAAUAGUGUAAUGCCAAUUGGGUUUAUUCUAUUUGACAUUAAAAAGGGUGGGAGAACCCCUUUAAGGCUUGUGUGCCAAACGCACAACCAAGGAUAUGACUGAAAGUUAGUGAUAUUGAAGAUGCCAACAAGGUAAUACAUUAGCAGUUAUUCUUUACAUGAUGCAGUGAGCCACCUUCAUAUGUACACUUAAAACCGAAAAGUGCAACGCUUUAAAUACAGUUCUUACUGACCCCUAAAUGUGUGUGGUAUAAAUAUGUAAGAAAAACAGAACAUAUACAAAUAGCACAAUACUGUAAAUCAAUCUAUACUGUAUAUAUUUUUCAACAGUGAGUGUUAGAAAAACUCACAUUUAAUAGAGCCCUUUCGAUAAAGGCUCUAAACACUGAACACCUCAGUGCCUUUAUGGUGGCACCUGCAACCUUUUUCUGCAUUUGUUUUAAUACAGUUUGUUCAACUGAUGAAUACAUGCAAAUGGAGACUCAACGAUCUGGGUGCAGACAAGAUCAUCAGGUAGGUACAUAUUAUGCACAGCAAGAAAACUUCUCACGUUCUUAGGAGCCUGUUUGAUAACUGGCUCCCAAAUAUGAAUUUAAUUUCCAUUUUCAGGGUGACCCUUCCCUGUAGGAACCAGGAUGUGAGUUUUCAAAUUAUGAAUAAAAAGGGGAAUGACUUUGGUUGAUAUAAAAGAAUUUAAAAUAAAACAAGAGGAGAUAAUCAUAAAUUUAUUUUUUUUAAAUAUAACAAAUAAAACCCGCUUAAAUCCUUCCUUCGUCUAACUGUCAAAGACACGUUUCGCCAAUGUGGGUUUUUCAAUUGGUAUCGAUGACGUUUCCGUGUUCCUGUUUUAAAAGGCUUGAUGGCUCCUCAACAGCUGACACACAGGACAUCCAUAGGCAGUUCGAAAGUUGAGGAGCCAUCAAGCAUUUUAGGACCGAGAAACUGCAUCGAUACCAAUUGAAAAAGCCACAUCUGCGAAACUCAUCUUGGACUGUUACGUGGAGAAAUGACUUAAAGGAACACUAUAGUCACCUAAAUUACAUUAGCUGAAUAAAGCAGUUUUAGUGUAUAGAUCAUUCCCCUGCAAUUUCACUGCUCAAUUCACUGUCAUUUAGGAGUUAAAUCACUUUGUUUCUGUUUAUGCAGCCCUAGCCACACCUCCCCUGGCUAUGAUUGACAGAGCCUGCAUGGGGAAAAAAAAACUGGUUUCACUUUCAAACAGAUGUAAUUUACCUUAAAUAAUUGUAUCUCAAUCUCUAAAUUGAACUUUAAUCACAUACAGGAGGCUCUUGCAGGGUCUAGCAAGCUAUUAACAUAGCAGGGGAUAAGAAAAUCUUAAUUAAACAGAACUUGCAAUAAAGAGAGCCUAAAUAGGGCUCUCUUUACAGGAAGUGUUUAUGGAAGGCUGUGCAAGUCACAUGCAGGGAGGUGUGACUAUGGUUCAUAAACAAAGGGAUUUAACUCCUAAAUGGCAGAGGAUUAAGCAGUAAGGCUGCAGGGGCAUGUUCUAUACACCAAAACUGCUUCAUUAAGCUAAAGUUGUUCAGGUGACUAUAGUGUCCCUUUAAGCGGGUUUUUAUUCUCUACUUUUAUUUUAAAGGAUCACUAUAAUGUAAAACACUUGUUUUUCCCUGACACUAUAUAAUCCUUGGGGACCUUCACUCUCAGGGUCCCCUUCCCACUGGGCUGAAGGGGUUAAAACCCCUUCAGCCACUUACCUUAAUCCAGCGCCGGGGUCCAUCGGUGCUGGUGACCUCUCCUCCCCCGCUGACGCCAGCUUCCAAGUGGAGCAGAAUGCACAUGUGCGGCAAGAGCCGCAUGCGCAUUCUAACAUUCCAUAGGAAAGCAUUACUCAAUGUUUUCCUAUGGACUUUCAGCACACUAGAUGUGAAUUUCAGGAAGACCACCACUAGAGGUGGGCUUAACCCUGCUUUGUAAACAAAGCAGUUUCUCUGAAACUGUCUACAUGUGAAGGGUUAAAACCUGAGGGACAUUGCACCAAGACCACUUCAUUGAGCUGAAGUGGUCUGGGUGACUAGUGUCCCUUUAAAUUGAAUUAAAUUAUUUUAUUUCUGUGUGUUCAUCGUUUGAAAACUCGCAUCCUGGUUGCUGCAGGGAAGUGUCACCCUGAAUUUACACUAAAUUCAUAUUUGGGAGCCAGUUAUUAAACAGGUUCCUAUGAAGGUGAGCAAUUUUCUUGCUGUGCAACAUGUGUACCCACCUGAUCUAGUCUGCACCUAGAUCGUUGCCUCUGUUUUCACUUGCAUGUACCCACAGAUUGAAGAAACACUGUAUUUAAGUCAAACCCAGAAAAGGGCUGUAGAUGCCACCUAAGGAGGCACUGCACAUUUCUGUUUGUUUUAAGUGGUGGGGCUCAUCACCUAAACAUGGAGGGUUUUUUAAAUUUAACUUUUUUAUUCAACUUUUGGUUUUGUGGAUGUUGGGAUAUUCAGUUAUACAGCUGCUCAUAUUAUGUUUUUAACUUCAUUAAACGUCUUUUAAAACACACCUUGUUUUCGAUCAUACAUUUGCAAUUAUGCUCCCUGCACCAAUGAAUUUUUAUUUUUUAUUUUUAACUACAGGUAAUGUAGGUAUACAGUGGUUUUUGUAUUUGCUUUGGGUGGAUUUUUCAUAACUUUAAUAAUUUUUUUUGUCUUCUAGAGUUAUUUAUAUCAAAUCCUGCAAGGUAUUGUAUUUUGUCAUUCAAGAAGAGUUUUACACAGAGACUUGAAGCCUCAGAAUCUCUUAAUAGACAGCAAAGGGGUAAUCAAGCUGGCAGAUUUUGGGCUGGCCCGUGCCUUUGGUAUCCCUGUUCGAGUGUACACACAUGAGGUAGGUGUGCUUGCAAUGGAUUCCUGCUACUAACUUUUCCAUAGCCAAGCAUUACAUGGCUGAUCCCUCUCUGCCCUCUUAUUGCUAUAAAUUCUAGUAUGCCAACAUAAGUGUGUUUUUAAUAUGGCAAUCCUAUUUUACCAAUGUAGUCACUUUAAAGACUUAAAAUUAAUGUUUUCUUUGGGAGGAUUGCCUGGCAGCCCUCCCACAGCAAAUCGGGCCACCACGGGCCAUGUGAUCGCUCUCAAACAGCGAUCACAUGGCCCCUAUAUCUGGCUGUGGAUCUGCCAGCAGGGGGACUGUCUAUAAAAUGUGGGUAGUGUAAAAAAUAAAUGAUUAAUAGUCUUAAAUUAGAGGGACAAAGGUUUAAAAAUAUCCAGAAGUAUUACUUUACUGAGAGGGUAGUGGAUGCAUGGAAUAGCCUUCCAGCUAAAGUGGUAGAGGUUAACACAGUAAAGGAGUUUAAGCAUGCGUGGGAUAAGGCUAUCCUAACUAUAAGAUAAGACUAGGGAGUAAUGAAAGUAUUUAGAAAAUUGGGCAGACUAGAUGGGCUGAAUGGUUCUUAUCUGCCGUCACAUUCUAUGUUUCUAUUAAACUUGUUUUAAAAUAAACAAUGUGUGACGUCAUACAUAGUGUAUUUUAAUGUUUAUAUACGUAUAUUUUGGUAUUAAAAUAAACUUAGAAUGACGUUACAUAUAUAAAUAAAAAAUUAUAACAAAUUAUAUACAUAUGUAAUUUCAUUCUAACUGUAUUUUGUGGUAUGUGUGUAUUAUUUAUAUAUAUAUUCUAUAUCUCAAAAUACACUUAGAAUGACUCUCUGUGUUACAUUACAUAAAUAACUACAUAAGUGUUCAUGUAGACUUUAAAUACAUAUGUUAAAAUUCUACGUGUAUAUUUAAGUAAUCUUUCAACAUAAUUAUGUGAUUGAAUUCAUUAAAAUUUGAUUGACAUGCCUGACCACCCAGGCAGAAAGUGCAGAGAAUUUGAAUUGCAAGCACUCUAGUUAACCCUGUAACACCGUAAAAACUGUUAAUGGGGGCUACUGUUGUAUUUGUGAGACUUUGCUGAAUCCAAAUAUGGGCGCUUUUUGCAGUAAAAGCCAACCGUAUUAUGACAUUUACAGCUAAAAUGUGAGGCGGAACUACCAAUUUUUUUAAAAAUUUUUCUUCAUAAUUUUUCAUAUGUGAAAUUAAAGCCCUGUUUCUCCUGAACAAAAUUAUAUAAUGUGGGUGUACAUAAUAUGAAAGAGGUGAAUUACGGGUGAACAGACAUAUAGUGCAAAUUCCAGGUUUUGUUUUGAUCAGAACGUGUACUAUUGACUCCGUCCUGAAAGGGUUAAUGACAAACCCUGUAAAGUUUCUUUCUCAGAGGUUUAGAAUGAAUUUCAUAUUUCCGGUCCCAAAAGCAGAAUAGGUGUAAAGAAAAGUCUACCUACGAUCUCUUUAGUUUGGCCUAAAAUUCCGAAUAUGUAGCAAUUCGGUGAAUAACCCUGUUAUUGAUUUUUAUUUUAUUUAUUUUAUUUAUUUAUUUUUUGUGGAUGUUUACUGGAAUAUCAACAAUGUACUAUUGUGCUAACAUAUUGGCAGUGCUGUACAGUAUAGACAAAUCAAUCCAAAAGGAAUAGAGGAUCCUGCUAGUACUAAGCAAGAUGGCCUUUAUAUUGUAAGCUCACAAGCUAUGAUAGAAAUGUGAAGAUAAUUGACAGGGAGACUUUGACAUGACUACUAAAAGGAGAAAUAAAUGCAUGGGGUGGGAAUACUUGGUGAAAAUUUAGUUUUUUUUGCAGCAGGUAUGGUGGUGUUUGUUAUAGUGUUCAGGUUAAAGUAUGCACUGGGCUCGUGCAGUGUACGAACAAAGGAGGGGGCGGGGGGAAAUGUGUAAUAUAAAAUUUAUUAGACAAUCUUUUGUGCCCAAACAAAUUAAUCAUAUCUAUUGUAAAUAUUAAUAGACUGUAUGUACAGAGAAGUCACUGUUAAAAUGGCAUUAUUGGAAUAUUUAGCCCCAGACCGAGUAAACAAAAGGCAGAAUAAUGUGAUUUAGUGCCUUAACAGCGGCCCUCAAUAACUUAAAGGUUGCUGGUAAAAAUGGCUGUGUAUGUCUAACUCUACAGCCAACAUCUUGGUAUGAAUGUUCUCACUAGUUCAGUACUCUUGUAAAGGGUUCAGCAGCCUUUAAUGCACCUUGAAACAGGACUGGAUUCCUUCCUGUAAUUUUCUAGCAGAAGGUAUAGUUGACGUGCGUGCUGUUGUUCAUUAUGGCUGCAUAUAAGCAUACCUAAAGUAUGACUUGUAUCUUGAUGUUGCAGGUGGUAACACUGUGGUACAGAGCUCCUGAAGUGCUUCUUGGAUCAGUGCGAUAUUCCACACCUGUUGAUAUGUGGAGCAUUGGUACCAUAUUUGCAGAGAUUGCUACAAAGAAACCGCUCUUUCAUGGAGACUCUGAAAUAGAUCAGCUCUUCAGAAUAUUCAGGUUUGUAUAACUUACCAUUUCCGGGCAACUGAAGCAACACUAUAAAGGUAAGUGUUAUGUUUCCAAAACCUGUGGUUAGUGUGAUGUCCAUAUUUUUUAUUUUUAUUUUUUAUAGAGCUCUGGGGACACCAAACAAUGAAAUCUGGCCUGAAGUAGAGUCAUUGCAAGACUACAAAAACACAUUUCCAAAAUGGAAAGGAGGAAACUUGGCCGCUAGUGUGAAAAACAUUGACAAGGAUGGCCUUGACUUGCUUGCUGUAAGUAUUGGUGUUUCUUUGUGGCUUUGGUCCAAUAGAAGCUUAUUGCAAGACUAAGGUUCCAUAACAGACUGUAUCAAUGUUCUUUUAUGACAUAAAAAUAAAUUUUGCUCACUAUACAAGCAGGUGUCUGCUAGUGAGACCUCAAAACCCUUAGUUUUUCUCUAUUCCUUCAACAACAAAAAUUGAAAACCCACUUCAGGAAAGCAUAUUAAACUGUUAAUAGCAUGCCCUCCCCACACCUUGCUUCCUUUCCUGCAAUGGUCAUCCAAAAAUAAACCCCGUAAGCCCCCAGCGAAGAACUAUACUAGCAACCUACUUUCUACCCUUGCCCUUUGUGUCCCUAUAACCUACUCCCUCUAGCAUGUAAGCUCAUUUGAGCAGGGCCAUCAACCUCCCAUGUUCCUCUGCAACCAACUCAUUGGUCCUCCUGUUGUAUUGCAUUGCGGAAUUUGAUGCUCUUAUAAAUGUGCUUUCAUAAUCAAUAUGGUCCUUUAAAAGCUGUCUUGGUUGAUUGUUUCUGUGUUUAAUUUACAGAAAAUGCUUGUAUAUGAUCCUGCAAGGAGGAUUUCUGCCAGAAAAGCUUUGCUGCAUCCAUACUUCAGUGACUUAGAUAAGUCCAACCUUCCUGCAAAUCAGAUUAAGACUGGCUCUUAGAGUCUCCUACACUUGUUCAGCCUGUACACUGCAGAUGUUCUGAUGUGAAUCACUUCUUUAUUUUUUAAUGUUUGUCCAUUUGUGUGUUUCUUCCUGUCGUGCUGCAAGCCUUGCAGCAUUGGCCGAGUGCUUUAAAUUUAUGCACCAUUCUCUAAAUUGUAAAUAUUUACUUUGUGAACUGUCACGUCAAAGAUUUCAUUUUUCAAUAAAGCUCUUUAUAUUACAUAUAA